This is a messenger RNA of Didymosphaeria variabile, 1635 nucleotides long. RefSeq lists its product as uncharacterized. The coding region runs from base 1 to 1635 and encodes 544 amino acids. The record is from RefSeq and is a predicted model, not a curated record. NCBI's taxonomy places the organism in Eukaryota, Fungi, Ascomycota, Dothideomycetes, Pleosporales, Didymosphaeriaceae. Gene Ontology annotation, cellular component: nucleus. The transcript has 3 exons. Gene Ontology annotation, biological process: positive regulation of transcription by RNA polymerase II. Gene Ontology annotation, molecular function: DNA-binding transcription factor activity; sequence-specific DNA binding.
AUGGCUUCUACAGCCCCUGCACCGACACUUCCAGGGUCACAGAGCUACGGAAAUCCUCACACUUUCGAUCACACUGGGCAGAUCGCACCUCCAGGGAUGAAACCCAGGGUGACUGCUACCCUUUGGGAAGAUGAAGGAAGUCUUUGCUUCCAAGUCGAAGCCAAGGGCGUGUGUGUCGCUAGACGCGAAGAUAAUCACAUGAUCAAUGGCACAAAGCUACUGAACGUUGCAGGAAUGACUCGUGGACGUCGCGAUGGUAUCCUCAAGAGCGAGAAGACGAGGCAUGUCGUCAAGAUCGGCCCGAUGCACCUGAAGGGUGUCUGGAUUCCGUUCGAACGAGCCCUUGAAUUUGCGAACAAGGAGAAGAUUACAGAGCAGCUGUAUCCGCUCUUCGUGCACGAUAUCGGAGCAUUGCUCUAUCAUCCCUCUAAUCAGACGAGGGCAAGUGUAGGCGGCGCUGCUAUGGCUGCUGUUGAUCGAAACCGGAGACCUGACUCCAUGCAGACCAACCGCUAUCUGACUGGUGGGCCAACGACGUCGCAACCUCCAGCUCUACACCACCACCACUCGAUGAGCAACCCAGUCGGAGCGGCAAUGUCCCAGCCUCCGCAUUCUAUUCAACCCCACCCAGCUUCGGGUCGCCCCGGUUUAGACCGAGCUCACACGUUCCCAACGCCUCCUACGAGUGCAUCGAGUAUCAUGGGUAUGGGCAAUUCAGGAAGUUCUUAUGAAUGGAGUAACGCCAAUGUGCAAGCCGUCCAAGGAAAUCAACCCUUGUCCAUCGACACUGGUCUGAGCAACCAACGCUCCGUGCCCACUACGCCUGCAAGCACUCCGCCCGGGUCAGUGCAACAAGGUAUGUCUUAUCAGACAGCUCAGAGCUAUGACGGUUCGCGACCUAUGUACUCGGCACCCCCAUCUCAAGCCCCCCAAUACCACACUCAGUCGCAACCCAUGAUGGGUUACCCAAAGUCUGAUAUGGCACCGCCUGCCCGGGCACCCGAUCAAGGUGAUGUCAAGCCUACUGAUGCCAUAUUGGCUCAGAAUGAGGACUCAGUCAACCACAGCACUGGUGGCGACGAGGGCGCCGAGCAUGAAUACACGCAUUCAAACGCGCCUUACAAUGGCAACCGAGCACCGUAUGCGUACAAUACUGCUCCAGGCUCUGGUCCCAUCACAGGUGAACACCCUCAUCUAUCUCCGGAGAUGACGGGUUCGCCUCACCAAAACGGCUCGGGACGUGCAACACCCCGUACGACCACAGCUGGCCAAACGCAAUGGAACUCGGGCUACCCGACGCCUCAGCGUCACAAUGGCCCCUCCAGCAAUCUGUACAGCGUGAUGAGCGACACGCGUACAACAAAUGGUAACGGACAGCCGGACAGCUACCCACCGCCUGGAUCCCAAUAUCCCAGUCAAGCGUACGCCACAAACGGUGUAGCACCCGGCAAACGCGGCCGUGACGACGAUGAGGAUCCUUACGGCCGGCCCGGCAGUGUUCAAAGCGAGGACAUCGACGGCUUGAAGAGGCGAAAGACAAUGGAUGGUGGGGCUGUUGCUCCGCCGUACGGUCAAGACCCCAAUGCCGGACUCCAGCGGGCUCGUACAAUGCAAACGCAGCGCGCCCGCAGAUAA